Penicillium paradoxum is the source of this 2505-nucleotide messenger RNA. Its product is annotated as Zn(II)2Cys6 transcription factor. Gene Ontology annotation, molecular function: DNA-binding transcription factor activity, RNA polymerase II-specific; zinc ion binding; DNA binding. The transcript is spliced from 5 exons. Gene Ontology annotation, biological process: regulation of DNA-templated transcription; DNA-templated transcription. NCBI's taxonomy places the organism in Eukaryota, Fungi, Ascomycota, Eurotiomycetes, Eurotiales, Aspergillaceae. The coding region runs from base 1 to 2505 and encodes 834 amino acids. The record is from RefSeq and is a predicted model, not a curated record.
AUGGACGACUCGACCUCGACGCCCGUCCAGCAAAAACGUCCUCGUGUGGCCGAAGAAAAUCGCAAGCGAGCUGUUCGAGCGUGCGAUGGUUGCCGCCGGGUGAAAGAAAAAUGCGAAGGAGGUGUACCAUGUCGCAGAUGUCUGCGAUAUCGUCGCCAGUGCAAUUUUACUCACAUUGAUCCCAAUGAGAAAACUCGGGGAACGUCUGUCUCACUUUUGGACCGAGCAGCCGCACUGAGUCGACAUGACAUUGCCGAGGCUGAACGGGUGCGCCUCAUGGAGCGUAUCUUGUCGCAUUAUGUACCCAACAUCACCUUUGAUAUUCAGUCUCUGCGCCAGACUGCGGAAGACCUGAAAAACAAACAGCGCGACUCUGAGUCAGAUGCGAUUUCGACCCGAGAAGACCCCAAUGACUUGGAGGAUCUCGCGAUUGACGAUGAGGAUUUUACAAUUAAGGCUAUGCCUGACAAUACAACCCAAUAUUCCGGGGAAUUUUCAUACCUGAAUUUCACAAUGAAGAUCCGGAAGAAAAUCGAUGAGUGGAUGAAGACAGCUGCACCGGAUGCAACUUCAGAAGUAGAGCCUUUUGAAGAACGAUGGCGAAGCACACAACUCCAGUCCGCAUCACCUCAAGUUUCCGCCUCAAUUACAUGUCUUCCACCCCGAUAUGUGGCCGAUUUCCUUGUCCAGAUUUUCUUCAAGUACGCACAAACGAACAAUUUCUACGUUGAGGAAGACUGGUUACUCGAAAAAUUGGGCAUUUGUUACACGGAUCCUGGAAGUUUGUCAUUCGACGAUGCAGGCGCAGUGGCCUGUAUUCUUAUGGUUCUAGCUGUGGGCACUCAAUUCGCACAUAUGGAGUCAUCCACGCCCGUGAACUGUUUACCCGCAGGCUCUGCAGCAAAUCAGGAUCAUCACUUUUCGGAAGACGAGGUGGGCUUGACAUUCUACCAAUUUGCUUCGAGACUUUUACCGGAUCUCAUCGCCACCGCAUCUAUUCGAAGUGUUCAGGCCUGUUUGCUUAUCGGGACAUACUUGCUUCCAUUGGAUACUUCAGGAUUAUGCUACACAUACUUCGGUCUGGCAUUGAAAUUGGCUAUCCAGAAUGGCAUGCACCGGAGAUAUCACGGCGAAGGCCUCUCUCCGCGAAUGAUCGAAAUGCGAAAUCGGGUUUUCUGGACAGCUUUUACCAUUGAAAAACGGAUAAGCAUCCUCCACGGCCGACCGUCAUCGCUGUCAGACCCAGAUGUCGAUGGUCCUCUACCAGUCGAUUUCCCCGAGCUCAUGCCCGCCUCUCAAAUCUCAAAUCACACGAACAUGGUUACACUUAUUACGUUAACUUUGAAACUUGGCGAGGUUUCAAACGAAAUUACAUCGUUACGCAAAUACCGCAAAGACCAACAGCAAGACCGUCUUGACCGACUACUCCAUUUCCGGAAACAUCUCGUUGAUUGGUGGUCGACUCUACCAGAAGAGAUUGUGUGUCGUGAUCUGAACCCCGGAGGACCACUUUUCAGGUCCAACGUACACCUCAAGCUAGACUACUGUCUGACCCGCAUUUUCAUCGGACGUCCUUUCCUGUUCAGUAACUUUAAGGGCAUGCAGGUGUCUCAGACCCCUUCUCAAGGUUCGUCAUACAAAGUGGCUUCUAGUUUGGCGAAGAGUCGUGCAACCCUUGUUACAGAUUGCGUGGAAGCAGCUCUGGAAAUCAUCGAUUUAUGCCGCCUGCUCCGUGAUGAGACGGGUCUGGCGCGUGCUUCUUUCACUGAAUUUAGUUCAUGCCGCGCCGCUUUACUCGUCAUUCUAGCCCAGGGAUUGACUAAACGAACCGAAAGGCUCGGUGCAGCCCUCGAACAGGGUAUUUCAUUGAUUAAAAUCAUGUCUAUGGGUGUUGGCUCAGCCCGUUCAGCUGUCAGUGUUAUUGAGGCACUGGAGCGUGCCAUUCGCCGCCUUGAAACAUGGAGCGAGACACAACCGGAUAUGAGCAACGGGGGCGCCGUUGAAUCUGCCUAUGACAGAUUCAAAAAUUGGGAAAUGCUUUGGAAGGCAGGACCUAUCUCCCCGUCUACCCUCGCAUGGCAGCAACAGGAACCUUAUGCUUCUAGUGAACACAAUGUUCCGCCAAGUGUACAUUCCCACGCCUCGGGAGUGGCGGGUCCUUCGACUGUUCUUCAUGGAAUGUCCCUGUCACCUUCCUUAGCUAUGGUUGGCGCGAGACCUUCUGUCUCAACACCCGGAGGCCCUGAUCAGGGCAUUCCAGAAGGCGUGGUCCCGGGUAAUGGUCAUCCGCAGACUUUCUCCAUUGCUCAACAGCCCCUCUCGCAGAUGCCUCACUUUGGUUUCGAUCACUUUGUUUCGAACUUCCCACAAGAGUUGGGCGAAUUCACGGCCAUCCCUUGUUUCGAACCCGAUGCUCAGACUCAAUCUAGUGGUCUGAGCGGUGCUGAAAUGAAGCCGCCAGGUGGUGGAGCUGACCCUCACUGGUUGCAGUUCCUGAGGGAUUGA